AUGGAGGCCGAGACCAAGCAAGCUAUCCGGCUCCUCCAGGCCGAAAAAGCUCGGGACUGCGACGGACAGCUAUUGACCUGGCUCAAAAACCGCCUGUUCUCGCAGAUCUCAAACGACUUCACCACACAGGAGCUAAACCGAGUGCUAGCCGAUGUUGUUGAGUCAGAUGGCUCUGUCGGCCUUGUCAAGGCAUUGCUCUCUCUGGGGGCUGAUGUCAACUUUUUCCGUCGACCGUCUUCUCAUGCUUGGUCCAAGAUGACCCAGCGCCAUCCUGGUGGAGAGAGGAAUGAUAUACUUUUGCGAGCCACGAUCCGGUGUCGUCCCGAGACUGUUAGUGUUCUGGCGAGCCGUGCCGACCAAGCCAAUCUCGACAGCGCCCUUCAUCAUGCUAUCGUCAGACGGGACCUCCGUGUCAUUGCUACAUUACUGGAGCAUGGAGCAAACCCUGCCCCACUCCAUGACGACUUCCAGAAUCUUAUCUAUCACAAUCAGAUCGAAAUCGUGAAGCUUCUGCUCUCUGGUCAUCAUCUCCCUUGUCUUGCUUGCCGCUCUACUGCCCUCCGGAUCGCAGUAGAGUGCCGCUCAUUGGAAAUACUACAGCUACUUUUGAAGCAUUGGGCUGAUGUAAACUACCGAAACGCCAUCGCCUUGAUCCGUGCUGUUGAGACUGGCCGACUGGAUUUUGUGGCUACCUUGCUCUCGGGCACCGUUCGAGCAUCGCCCCGGUCUCUAGACACGGCCAUUGGCAGGAUAUGGCAGCUGAUCGAUAACAGAGAUGACGAUGCCCUUUGCGACAUUCUUGAUCUGUGUCUCUCCGCUGGAGCUUCGGGGUCAGAGACGACUCACCUCGUCACAGACGGCUUCCUCGAGCUUGUCAGUAAAAGGAAAACCCGCUUCGUGGAGACUAUCUUGCAUCACAAACAAUUGCCAGAGCAGUUCGGGGCUGCAGCCUUGGUCGAAGCGAUGCGAACGGAACAACUUGGCUUGAUGCGGAAGCUUCUUGAGCUCAGGCCAACUGCAUCCACUCUUUCCACAGCACUCUCAUAUGCCCUUAGCAUCAGCAUUCCAAAAGUUCAACAGGAAGCCAUACGGAUGCUCAUUGAUGCUGGGGCGAAAGGCUCAUGCGCUGCGGAUGCUCUCGUCAAAAUUGUACACAGUCUUGUGGCUGGCUUGCGUUAUGGGGACAAAGUAAGCAUUGCGAGGGAUCAUAUGCUCUUCCGCCUCUUGCUUCAUGAUGGAGAAGCAGACGUGAACUUCGCAAAAGGUGAAGCCUUACAGAUAGCUGUUCGAUCUGGCUGUGUUGACGUCGUCGAGCAAAUGGUCGCAAAAGGACCCUCUCCUCAGGUACUUGGAGCUGCCUUGUCCUGGGCCAUGGAGCUCGUUGACAGGAAGCAAAAGCGCUGUAUGGUCGAAGCUCUUCUUCGCCGGCCUUUGGACCCAGAUGCCGCUGGUAAAGCACUUCUCACUGUAUUCCAGACUGACCCUGAUGAUGUGGCCCUGUAUGCUGCUGUUGGAGAAGCACUCAAAGCACCGAAACAUAAUCGGAAAACUAUCUUCAUCGAGCUCAUGAGCAGACUCCAACAUGACCACAUCAAUGUUGCGCUGACACAUAUAGUCUUUGAGGAACAACCGGAUAUCUCUCUCGCCAAGUUACUUCUUGAUUCUGGUGCCGACGCUGCUCACAAUGAGGGCUCCCUCAUUAAACACGCUGCUUGCAACCUCAACAGUAUCCUUCUCAACCUCCUUGCAAGACAUGCCGGUCAUAAUGAAGAAAUAUUUACGCAGGCUUUCAUGGCUGUCAUCAACAAAGGCAAGCAGUGGAUUGCACCUGAUCACCUGGAACUGGUUGACAUUCUUCUGCAUAAUGGGGCUUCCCCAAACACGGCCAGUAGAGCCGUUGUUGAAGUCACUGAGCAUCUCGCUUGCAAACAGCCCGCCGCAGAAUUUGGUAAAGCUUUGCUCCUAAGACUCUUUGCUGCCAAGGCUGAUGUCAACUACGAACAUGGAAAAGCCCUCAGCAUUGCUGCAAGCUGCGGCGAUCCUUUUCUUGUUUCCUUCUUGCUCGAGCAGCGCGCCACAGCUGCAUCUGCGACUCGCGCUCUCUCAGCUGCUAUCUUCGCUCGCCACAGUCAGGAAACGUUACUGCCAUUACUUCUCGCUGCAUGUCUGUCCCCGGAGAGCAUUGACGGCGACCAAACAUUUGACGCUGUCGAAGCGGAGCCUGCUUCCGUCCUCAUAUGGGCUUUGUUACAGAACGACGAACCGAUAAGCUCCGAGGUUAUCAAAGCCCUGGUUCAUCAUGGAGCUGAUCUUUCGUACACGACACCUAAGUCUCGAACGACACCUCUCCUGCUAGCCGCAAAGGCUGGCCGGACAGAUCUCGUCCGGUUCUUUCUCGACCAUGGCGCAAAGGUUUCUGUCAAAGACGUUUUUGGGCGCUCGGCCCUCUUCUACGCCAGUCGUUCGGGCAACGUGGAAAUGGUCAAGUUGCUACUAGAAAGGAGAUCUCUAAUCAACGAUGGAAGCCUCCACGAAGCUUCCCGUGGGUUUCAUGUGCAAGUCAUUAAGCUACUGCUCCACGCCGGCCACGAUCCCAACUAUAGGUCGACCAAGCACGGCUGUCGUACUGCUCUUGGCGAAGUUGCUUUGAAAGCGUCUCCUCCUAGAGACAUUGCCGCUGCUGAAGAAGCCUUAGAUCUUCUGGUUUCAGCUGAAGCUAGCCCUUUACUCAAAGUCAACAGCAAGACUGUUAUCUUCCUGGCUCUUGAUAACAGGCACAACGUAAAUAUCACACGCUUACUGCUCGACCGUAUUCUCCAUAAAACACUGAACAGCCACGAAAAUACAUACCGAUCAGGCCCCUACUACUACUCUCCCACCAUGUAUGUCGCUAAGGGUAUUCUCCUUGGGCCUCCUUCUAAUAACCUUCUUCACAUUCUCCGCGCGCAUGGAGCUGAGGACCGAUUUUAUGCGAGCUGGAAACAUCCCCAGCCCCCAGACGCAGUGGGUUUACCAGAAGAGAUCCGGGAAUAUGAACAAGAGCGCCGUGCUUGUGCCCGUCAUAUCUGCGCUCCUAGACCUAACCAUGCGACCCCUCCGUCCAACGGGAGAGCAAGGGUGGCACCCUCCAACAAGCAGAGUUCUCUUUUCUCGGGUCACCGCGAUCACUCGGCGCAAAAACAGCAACUUCGCGAUCUCGCCAGUGCCUUGUUUCCUCAGAAAAUUUUAGCAACUCCUGCCAGAGCCAUCGCUUGGUCUAUAUGUGCCAAUGGGGAGCGCAUCAUCUAG
Molecule: messenger RNA, 3288 nt
Organism: Thermochaetoides thermophila DSM 1495
Lineage: Eukaryota; Fungi; Ascomycota; Sordariomycetes; Sordariales; Chaetomiaceae
Exons: 5
Coding region: 1-3288 (1095 amino acids)
Molecular function (GO): protein binding
Source: RefSeq, a predicted model, not a curated record